Molecule: messenger RNA, 1743 nt
Organism: Capronia coronata CBS 617.96
Lineage: Eukaryota; Fungi; Ascomycota; Eurotiomycetes; Chaetothyriales; Herpotrichiellaceae
Exons: 2
Coding region: 1-1743 (580 amino acids)
Biological process (GO): transmembrane transport
Molecular function (GO): transmembrane transporter activity
Source: RefSeq, a predicted model, not a curated record
AUGUCGGACCCUUUCACUCAUGAUGAGGCCGGCACCACGACCCUGUGGCCUCCUGGCACCGUACGACUCGAAGACCUUAACAGAUCAGCCGGCAGAGACAUAAUUCUGCACCCAAGACCGACCACUGAUCCAAACGAUCCUCUGAACUGGCCAAAUCGGCGCAAAUAUUGGAACUUUGGUUUGGCCGUUCUCUACGUCGCCAUGGUUGCCGAGUUCAUCAAUGCCAGCACUCCAACCUGGGGCCCCAUGAAUAAGCAACUUGGAUACAGCUACACGAUCUUGAAUGACAGCUACGCGGUGGGGUGUGCUGCCCUCGGUCUUGGUUCUCUCCUGCUUAUCCCGGUUGCACUCAAAUUUGGGCGUCGACCAGUAUACAUAUUCAGUACUGUCCUUCAAUUCGCUCUCAGCAUCUGGUCCGCGAAAAUGGAAACGGUGGCAGACCUAAUGGUGAUCAACAUCUUGCAAUGUUUCUUUGGGAGUCUUGCAGAAACCAUUGUGCAGAUGACAAUUGCCGACCUGUUUUUUGUCCACCAAAGGGGAAGGAUGAAUGGUCUAUAUAUAUGGGUUUACCUCCUCGCCACCUAUAUGGGGUCUUUCAUUGCUGGAUACGUUGCCAAAGGCCAGGGUUGGCGCUGGGUUUGGUGGUGGAACGCGGUAUUCUUUGGUGUCUGUGUUUUCAUUGUGGUCUUUGGUUACGAAGAGACAAAGUACAUCCCACCUCUCAAUGCUUCGAGUCCACCGGCAGUCACUACCGAAAUCGAGAACCCCCCAACCACCGCUUCACCCGAGCAUCUGACGUCUGAGAAAGAAGCAAACAUUGCGGAAGGGAAUUCAUCGAUAGAUGGUCCGACGAAAACUGGCUCUUCUCCCGUGCUGAAGCCGUCGUUGUCACUGCAAGCUAGCCGGGAUGAUCGGCCUGGAAACAUCUACCACAUUACCAUCGAUCCGAACAUCCCUAUGAAAACGUACUGGCAGAGGCUGGCGUUGACCACGACCACAUCAGGUGCCGGUGUGCCACACAACUCCUUCAUCCGCCACAUGUAUCAGCCCCUGAUUCUCCUUGUUACCAUCCCGGGCAUUGGGUAUGCUGCUCUCGUCUACGGCAUCCUGGUUGGGUUAGGAGAUAUCAUGUCAACCACACUGUCCACAUAUCUCCCUCAGGCGCCCUACAACUUCAAUUCCGAUCAGGUUGGGCUGAUGGCUCUGCCUAGAAUGAUUGGAGUCUCCAUAGGAGCUCUAGUUGUCGGCCCGAUCAGCGACUGGUGGAUUGUGUAUUUCUCUCGCACGAAGAAUGGAGGCGUCUACGAUCCAGAGACACGACUAUGGUGCAUCAUGCCAUUCCUUCCCUUUAUCCCAGCUGGAGCACUUCUUUUCGGCAUCGGUCUCAGCCACCAUGUAGCUUGGCCUGUUAUUGCUGUUGGGCUGGCACUGUAUAGUAUUGGCCUCGCUGCGAUCCAAAGUCUGGUUAUAACAUACGUCACCGACUCAUACAAAGAGGUCAUUGGCGAUGCACUGGUGGCUGUGACGGUUAUACGAAACAGCUUCAGCACUGCAUUUGUUUUCGCUUUGACCCCAUGGGUUGCAGCUGUCAGCAUCCAGUGGGUACUCGUCACUAUUCUGCUUAUCGCCUGCCUUAUUCUAUCCGGGUUAGGCAUCUUCAUCAAAUAUGGGAAGACCUUCCGAGACCGCUGUGCUGCAACAUAUGAGUAUUAUGCUCAGAGACAAUACCAAGAACGAGUAUGA